GCGUGUCGCAGUCGCAGUCGCUGCAGAGCGGGCACCCGCAGGUGCACCUGCUCCUCACGCGCCUGGCGCAGGUGGAGGACAAGCCCGUGCUGGAGCCCGAGCUGCUGAGCCAGCUGCCAGCUCUGUACGACAGCGUGUCGGAGGACCUGGCGCGGGGGGACCUGGCCGUGCGCUGGGACAGCGGCCAGUGCCAGGCUUCGACGCCCGCUCUGGGAGGCGUGACGGCGGCGCCAGGUGGCCUGGCUUGGGAGCGCGACCAGCGACGCCGCGUCGGGGCCGAGGCGCUGCGGCACGACCUGGCGGCCACCGACGACGACGCCGCCGCCGACGGCAGGGGCCUCGGCGAUGGGGGGGUGCCCGCAGGCGGCCCCUUUGUGGCUCGGGCGCCCGUGCUUCCGCCGCCACCGCAGGACCCUGCGCAACUCGACCUGGCGAAGUACAUCAUCGGUUCCUUGGAGACCUCGAUGGGCAGCCGCAUCCAGGGCAGAGAGACGAGCGUGACCAGCCUGCGGAGGACCACGGAGGCGAGCGCACGGGACAUAGCGCCCGUGCAAGCCAAGCUGCGAGCCCAGGAGGCCAGGCUCGACGCGCUCGAGUCGAGCAGAGCCUCCUCCGCUGCGAGCACCGCCGCACCGCGGCCUGGGCUUGGCGCCGUUCCCUCCGUGGCGGACCCCUGGAACACCUACAUGCAGCAGCAGCGUGACGGUGCAGCAGUGGGCCCUCCGCCGCCAGCGUUGUCCGCUCGGGGCAGGCCGGGGAAGAACACCAAUCAUGUGGUUUUCGUGGCAGGCUUCCCAGGCACCUGGGACAAGGAGGAGGUCGAGCGCCACUUGACGACGGAGCUGUCCAAGACAGCCAAGGUGGUCUUCGCGGGCACAAGCAAGAUGUGGGCCUUCGUGAAGCGCGGGAAGGGGCUGACGAUCCCGUGUCCUGGCGCCAAGAACGACAAGCUGUGGCAUAAGGUGGUGCACCGUAACAGCAGCGUGGGGCUCCCGAUCAAGGUGCUGACGAGAGCUCGCAGCGCCGACCUGUUAGAGAUCUGCCAGGAUCCUCUGUCGAGCGCUCUGCUUGAACAGGAGCUGAAGGACAUGGGGGUUCAGGACAAGCUGGGCGAGACCAACGACCCACCGAGAGCCCAGUGGUAA
Molecule: messenger RNA, 1145 nt
Organism: Prorocentrum cordatum
Lineage: Eukaryota; Dinophyceae; Prorocentrales; Prorocentraceae
Source: the annotation of a GenBank genome assembly